ACGGAAUCCAUUCUACUGGCCGUGGAGCNNUACACCGACGGCAACAUCGUACGUGAAGGCUACGUUGGCGAGUCCUCAAAGCCCGAGUACUCCUCCGGUCGUGGAGGCAUAACAANNGGUGCCGGCAACAUCGUCGAUUCGCCCAAGGUCAGACCAGUCAGCGACAAGAGUUCUGCUUCCGAAGACGUGAUCCCCGAGCCCGCCAUGCGCAACGCUGCCGGCUACGACAAUUUCCACACUGGCGUAAGUGGUUCCAGCCAUCAUCUAUGGUACCCCUGUCUAACCUCACAACCCAGCNGUGGUGGUGAAGGAAACAUCUACAAGGAAAAAUACGGAGGCCACAGCAGCGCACCCGUCCAGGAGAAGGAAGAGAAGCAGCAUGAAAAGGAAAGCUUGGGCGACAAGGUCAAGCAUCUGUUCGGCAAGAAGGACUAG
Molecule: messenger RNA, 435 nt
Organism: Aureobasidium vineae
Lineage: Eukaryota; Fungi; Ascomycota; Dothideomycetes; Dothideales; Saccotheciaceae
Source: the annotation of a GenBank genome assembly